AUGUCUAUGGUAACACGUGGUGCUGCGAAGCGUCUUCGGAAACUGUCUAAGGAUCCCGAGGCAGAUUACGAUGAGUUGGAUGUUCCAUCAAUAGUUGAUGUUCUUAAGUAUGGUGAUUGCGAUUUAAUGAAGUUGUUGGCAAUCAAACAACUCCAAAAAUUAUUCGAUUACGAAGAUGCUCGAGACUCUGGUGAACUUGUUCCUCUACCUAAUGAAAUUCUAGGGAGAGAGGAUUUAUCAAAGCUCAAGUCUGAAGCUGCUAAGGCUGUCAUAUACAGUAUUCCUGAAUUGUUGGAGCUAACUGAUUUGGUGAUUGAGAAUAAGCUAGUGGAAACUCUUCUAAAGCUUUUGCAUUUUCCAGAUGGUAAUGUUUGUAAGCAGGCGGUGGAGAAACUGGGAAAGGUUGCUCAAUCCGUUGUAGGUCGUGAUUAUGCUCUAAUUGAGUGUGGGGCUUUGGAUAUUUUGCUGGAAAUUUUGAACAACACUAACGAGAUUUCAAUGCUGAGAAAAGCCUCGUGGACUCUAUCAAAAUUUUGUGGGGGCAGGCCAAAACCACAUUUUGAGAAGGUGAAACCAGCAUUCCCAACUCUUCGUAACCUUCUUACUUCAAAUGUUGACGAAGAGGUGCUGAAAAAUGCAUGCUGGCCACCAGAAGAGACUGCACUAGUUGGGUCCAGUCGUCUGCAGUUGACGACUGUCCGACAGCAUUUGGAGGCAUUACACCCUGACAUCACAGACGAUACACCGGAGCUUCAUAUUCACCGGCAGAUGUGUCGGGCAAGCAUGGGCACCCAGCGUAACGUUACUGGAUUUUUGCCGCUGCUACAGCUGCAGCCACCUCUACCACCAUUAGCUCCGGAUGCACCACCUCCAUUUCUCCCUUUAGCAAGGAGGUGGGUUGAUAGGCGGGGAUAUGGACGAGAGUACGAGGCUCGAAUGACAUCUGCACCAUGGCAGUGA
This is a messenger RNA of Nicotiana tabacum (common tobacco), 960 nucleotides long. NCBI's taxonomy places the organism in Eukaryota, Viridiplantae, Streptophyta, Magnoliopsida, Solanales, Solanaceae. The record is from RefSeq and is a predicted model, not a curated record.